This is a messenger RNA of Sesamum indicum (sesame), 2070 nucleotides long. RefSeq lists its product as uncharacterized. The record is from RefSeq and is a predicted model, not a curated record. Gene Ontology annotation, biological process: transport. NCBI's taxonomy places the organism in Eukaryota, Viridiplantae, Streptophyta, Magnoliopsida, Lamiales, Pedaliaceae. Gene Ontology annotation, cellular component: membrane; Golgi apparatus.
UGUGCCGUCUCCUGUACUUUGUUCAGUCAAUAAGUGUUUAACCAGAGUUAAGACUCUUGACUACGCUCUGCUCUUUUGGCCUUCAUCAUUUCAGCAUCAGAUCUCGAUCUCUCUCUCCCUCUCUCUCUCUCUCUCUCUCUCUCUCCAUCCAACAGCAGAUCCACACAGCCUGAGCUCAAGUUGAUUCCACGCAGCAGCAGCGAUGUUGCGCUUGAGCUCCGUAAUUACCAUUCUGCCCCUUCUGGCGGUGCUACUGCUCUGUGCCCUCCGCAUUGAGGCGUCGGUGCAUGAGUACGCCGGAGAGAAGUUCGUCGGCAAAGGAAAUGCAUUCGUUGUCCACGGAGGAAGCGAGGGGAUUUACGCUUCUGGACCUGCACUCAAUGAGUCCUCCCCCGGGGACUCUUUUAUUCGAUUGGAAAAGAUUGUAUUCCGGAGGCCUUUGGAUCUAUCUAAUUUCAGCUCAGGAUCAGUUCAUGCAAUUUUAUUUGAGGUGGAUGACAGGGAGACAAUAGGUGGUUCCGCAUAUGGAGGUCAAAGAGCUGUGUGUUGCACAGCAGAUCUUGCAAAACUUGGAGUCUGCAAGCAAGGCCAAAUUAUUCACCGGCCAUCUACUAAUAAUCCAGGUUGGCCUCAAGUAUUUGGUGCCUCAUUUGAUAUGGAUGCGACAGAGACUACUCUUCAGCCAAGGUCCAUACAAAUUACGAAAACUGGAAUGUAUAAUCUGUAUUUCAUUCACUGUGAUCCCAAACUUAAAGAGGUUACUGUUGACGGGAAAACUGUCUGGAAAAAUCCUACUGGUUACCUACCUGGUAGAAUGGCACCACUGAUGAGAUUCUAUGGGUUCAUGUCUCUGGCAUUUGUGCUGCUAGGGAUCUUCUGGUUUUCACAGUAUGCUAGAUUCUGGAGAGAGGUUCUUCCAUUACAAAACUGUAUUACACUUGUCAUAACCUUAGGAAUGUUUGAGAUGGCCCUGUGGUACUUUGAUUAUGCUGAGUUCAAUGAAGCUGGAGUCAGACCCACCGGGAUCACUGUCUGGGCAGUCACUUUUGGAACAGUGAAACGUACUGUAUCAAGAUUGAUCAUUCUCAUUGUUUCUAUGGGUUAUGGUGUUGUCAGACCUACCUUAGGAGGUCUUACAUCAAAAGUUAUUUUACUUGGAGGGACUUUCUUUGUUGCAUCUGAAGUGCUUGAACUGAUUGAAAAUGUUGGUGCUGUGAGUGAUCUCUCAGGGAAGGCUAGACUGUUUUUUGUCCUUCCUGUGGCAAUUUUGGAUGCUUUCUUCAUUCUUUGGAUAUUUACCUCCCUCUCCUCAACUUUGAAUAAGCUUCAGGCUAGAAGGCUGAGCGCCAAGUUGGAUAUUUACAGGAAGUUCACGAAUGCAUUAGCUGUUGCAGUUAUCGUGUCUGUUGGAUGGAUUUGCUAUGAGCUUUAUUUCAAGUCAAAAGAUGUAUACAACGAGCAAUGGCAGAAUGCUUGGAUCAUUCCUGCCUUCUGGCAAGUCUUGUCUUACUCUCUCUUGUGUGUCAUAUGUGCUCUUUGGGCGCCAUCACAGAACUCAAUGCGAUAUGCUUACUCUUCUGAGGAUGCCGCUGAAGAUUUUGACAAGGAUGAGACCUUGAAACUCAUAAAACCGUCCCCACUGGCUUCUAAGGAUGUACGGAGUCCUGAACUAAGAUCAGUCGGGAGUGGAAAUGGUUUAUCCCACACAGACCUUCAAGAAGAAAAAACUGCAUAAAACAAGCCAUACUCUCUGUAAGUUCGACACAUCAAUGUACGUGUGGCCAUGGCUCGUCUAAUCAACAGAAUACUCAAGUUGUAACCAUUAUCUUGUAGAGAUACGAGGGUGAAAGAGGAGAAAGCAUGUGAGAAAUAUCAAAAUCUGUUGGCUAGGUAGACUUGGUGUCUUAUUUUCUCUCGUUGUUCUUGGUUGUCACCCAUCUCUCUUGUUUUCAUAUAUUUGUUGAUUGGAUUUUAUUAGUACAUUACUAGCAGUUAAUCACACGGUUUAAUAUAGCAAUUUUGGUUACAUCUGUAUCAUUUUCAUUUUCUUCUUGAACUCGUAUAGCUAAA